GUGCCUAGGCCUCUCCCCACCCCACCCCCUAACCUUGCUCACAAUGGGGUUCAUUGCUGAGGCGGGAGGGGCAUCCUAGGAAGGGUACAGCUGGGAGCCUGCCUGCCAGACAGCCUCGGGGAACCUUCCCUUUCAAGCAUGAACCAUACCAUCUGGGCUCCCCCCCUCCCAGCGUGCUCUUAGCUCUGCCUGCCUGGCUUAGGGUCCUGGAGACCUUCUUGGAGCUCAUCCAGCAACCAUCAUGCAAGGUGGUGCUGGGGACUGCCCUCUUACUCGGAGGUGGAGGCCUCAUGCUGUGGAUUCAGAGGAAGAGGAGAAGGAAGGCAUCCCUUGAGUCUGUACGAGAUGAGCAGGAGCCACCAGAAUGUCACAAAGCAAAGAAUGAGAACUGGAUUAAAUCUCACUUUAGCCGCCUUUCCGAAGAGAAGCUGGCCGCCUGCAGCAGCAGCACGGCCUCUUCCCCCCAGAGCAGCAGCGGGGAAGCCAGCACAACCAUUCGCAUGGAGACCGUCACCACAAGACAAGGCGAAGUGGGCACGGCUGUGCGCCGGGAGUCCUUCACCAGUAAGCAGAAGAUGUCCGGGUCCUCGGUGACCAAAGAGACCCACAGGGAGUCUGGAAAAUCCCCAUCCACGGAUACGGCCACAUGGGCCGCUGUGGCUACCUGUACCAAGGAGAUCAACACCCUGGGACAGCAACUGGCUAAUUCCAUGUUGCAGCGAGCCACGACUUACCAGAACUCAGGCCACCUGGAGUCCAAAGACAUCAACCAGGAGGAGCUGAAGGCCCUGGAGGAGGUGGAGUUGAAGCUGAAAGGGAAUUUUCUCACUCAGCGGGAUACCACUGUAGCUGGCAUGAACCAAACACAUGCCUUCCAUGGCCAUGGUCACCCUGGCUACCAGGGUUACCCAAGCCACCCGAGCCACCCGAGCCAUCCAAGCCAUCCGAGCCACCUGAGCCACCAAAGCCACCCGAGCCAUCAGAGCUACCCAAGCCAUCCGAGCCACCCAAGCCACCCAAGCCACCAGAGCCACAGUCUGCCCAACCGCAGCCACCAGAUCUGUCAACCCUUUGAAGCCACCUAACCAUGGGUGGAGACACCCCUUCCCCCAGCAAGGCUGGCACACAAUUGCAGGCCUGUUCUCUCUCCUGUGGGGCAGCCUGUGUGGCCCAGAGUGAGAUGCUGCUGCCCAAAUCCCUCCUUCUUCAGACCCCCUCAGUCUGUGAGUAGUGUAUGCCACAGAGGACAGCUCCUGAUGGAGGGCGAGUGGAAGGAAGCGAAGCGGCCAAGACAGACUCAACGGGCCCCUGAAGGCCCACAGAAAAGAUAGGCGAAGCAGAUCCCAGGAGUAGCUGAG
Molecule: messenger RNA, 1358 nt
Organism: Nyctereutes procyonoides (raccoon dog)
Lineage: Eukaryota; Metazoa; Chordata; Mammalia; Carnivora; Canidae
Gene: CUNH10orf62
Product: chromosome unknown C10orf62 homolog
Exons: 1
Coding region: 291-1085 (264 amino acids)
Source: RefSeq, a predicted model, not a curated record